Molecule: messenger RNA, 939 nt
Organism: Ostertagia ostertagi
Lineage: Eukaryota; Metazoa; Nematoda; Chromadorea; Rhabditida; Trichostrongylidae
Source: the annotation of a GenBank genome assembly
AUGAUAUUCAAAUGCCGAGACAUUCCUCUGAUCGAGUACAAAAGCGAAGUGUCGAUUGACGCAUACGAGCAGAUUCUACGACAGCGAAAUAUGAGGGGCCAAUUCACGAAGGAGAACGUCUUUGUAAUAUGUCCUCUGGACUUUUCGCAGACUGAGUUUGAUGAAGAAAGUGGUAAUUUAAUAUCCUCGUCGAAGACUGAUGAAAACUGCGCAAUUGUUGAGCGUGCUGCAACACAUACCUUAUUGUCGGUUAUCGAUUCCGCCACUGCACUGGAAAAGGAGAUUGGCCAAGAUAACAAAACACAAAGCGUCGUUGAUGAGAACUCGUCACCUAAUGCCGACGCGGUGAAGAGAAUAUUAGAGAGAUUACGAGAAACGGCAACUCCUUAUGAAUGCUAUACUAUAGCAAUUACUCAGGCUAGGAAAAAAGAAACUGAAGAAAAAACCGAGGAGAAUGGUGAACAGAAGUCUCUGCCCACGGCACAAAAGAGAUACACUCACCAUGAUCCGGCAACGGAGAGACCUGUGGUGGCGGCUGUUUCGAGUGGCAUAGAGGGCGUAAUCGACCUCAGCGAUGAAGCGUGUGAAAAAGCCAGGUCGUCUUUUGCUGACUCCCAGUUACAGUCUAAGAAAGAGCUCAAGCGAGCCAGAAAAACCGCUCGAAAAAAUGUGGACAUUUCAACGGAGUUGCCUAAAGAGGAAGGUCCUUCGCAUACUGCGAAACGCAUAAAGAAGGAUGACAAGGCUGAAGGAGUUCCGUCAUAUACUGUGAACCAUAUAAAGGUGGAUGAUGAGGACGAAGAAACUGAAUCGUUCGACUACUCGAAGUUUGACAAGAAUGCUUUCAGUGAAAGUCACGUGUCGCGUGAUCUCCGCUCCUCAUCAAUCAAUAAUCCUCGCAUCGAGAACAAGAAAACUUCCGCCGACGAGUCGAGAUGA